This is a messenger RNA of Anas platyrhynchos (mallard), 3542 nucleotides long. The record is from RefSeq and is a predicted model, not a curated record. NCBI's taxonomy places the organism in Eukaryota, Metazoa, Chordata, Aves, Anseriformes, Anatidae.
GGUGAAGAAGGCACAUGCAAUGUCCCCUUCACAGGAACAGAAAUCUCCCUUAAAUUCAUCAGAAGUCUUGACAUCUGGCAGCUGGGAACUCCCCCCAACUGAAUGUGGUGGCUUUGACCACAUGUCCAUUUCCCUGCUGUUUUAUUUAUCUUCGAUGCUGCCAGCACCACUGAAUCACGAUUCCUUACCCCCUCUCCUCUCUGAGGUUUUCCUUCCUCCCUCAGGAAUGCAAACACAGUGUUUCAGAGCAAAAUGGCAUUUCGGCCCUACCCAGUUAAGCUCCAGAUUGCAUGCUGUAAUAGCAGUGCGGAAAUAGGAGGGGUGAAUGAAGUUUAAAUGAUGGCUUAAAAACAGGCUGUUACAAGCAGGGAGCUGCACGGAACACGGAGUGACUGCUAAAUCGAUGUUCUCUCUCUGAGUAACCCAGAACUGUUACCGCGGGACCAAUUUUCAGCUUGCCUCCUCAGAUUGCCUCUCUCGUACUGUUCAGCAAGUGAAAUGGCCUCUGUCCUUGGAGGUCUCAGCCUUGCGCUUCCCUCCUCGGGCCAUCAGUCAUUGCAGAUUGUUUUCUACCGUCGCUCCUGAUUUCAUCAGGGCUAUGAGACAGCGGGGAGCGCUCCGGCUGGCUGCUUUGCACCACCACCAACUCAGGUUAGCGGUGGCUUGGGCAAGAUGGGGUUAGCACAGCAUCGAGGUGAGGCACGUCUGGCAACAGAGGAGGGAAUUGUAGCAGUGGCACAUCUGGUCCAGCUGCUCCCGCCUGCCAGCAGCGUCCUGGUGGCUGUGGUUACCCAGAGCAAGCUGCCAACUUUGCUAAAUGGUGCUGGAAUGGCACCGAGACACAGCUCCCCUGGGAUGGGGGAGCCACGUUAGCAUCUACUCCCCUCCUUUCUCCCCGUCCCACACAUGGCUCUUCUGUGCUGAUGCACAGAUGUGAACGUGGGCCAGAGGCUUCCCAAAAUGAGAAAAUUGAAGCAUGGUAGUGGCUCGUCUAGAUAUCAGAUUUUCAGAGAGUAAUUCACCGCUUCCCUCGGAGGAGGCUGGGGGAGGCAGUCAGGCGGGGCUAUACGCGGCCACAGAUGGGCACUUUGGGAGUACGUGGGCUAAAUGCUACCCGGUGUGCUGUCUGUGGUCCUCGUGAUCAAAUACUAAACGGCCUCCUGGACACUGCUGGUGGAUGACAGUAAAAGCUUCCUGAACAUCUUGCCAAGAGUGAAAGCAAUCAUACGAGGGCCUUCAUCUUCAGAUCCUGCGUGUUUUUGGCAGGGUGGCAGAGAACCAAACCCCAUUCUUUGCAAAAACAUUGGCAUUUUUGCAUUUGUUUUCGGCACGCUGUAUUGCUUUUGCGAGGCAGAUUUGUUUUGCAUUUCACAGGGAGCAAAUGAGCUGAAAUACACGAAAGCGCUGGAGGAUUCCUCUCACUUAGCCAGCACAGUUUGCUUGGAAAUCUCAAUCCAGAAUAUCCAGAAACUAACCAAAGCAACAUUGGUGCGGGAGGCUCUGUGAGCACGGGUGUGAGCGGCUAGCGUGCGACGCACGGCUGGCUGGAUGGGGCAGGCAGGCAGACAACACGGCUGGCAUUCUCCCACGCACGUUGUCAUGAAUUCCUGCCCCGCGGUGCCCGUAAACACCAUUGUGCUGUUCAUCUGCCGCAUUUGCAGCAGCAGCAGCAGGGAGAUUUCCCCUGAAAUGGAUUGCUGAGCCAGCGGCCGGCCGGACAAUGCAGCGAGCGCGGCACAAAGCCCGCCUUCCAGAAAGCCGUCGCACAAAGCCCAAAGCCCCGUCCAAGCCCCGACCUGCUGGGCUCGGCACAUCCCUCCCGCCAGUGCGGGGCCGGCGGCGGGGCUGAGCGGGCCGCAGCGGCAGCAUGCCCUUGCCGAGGCGCCGGUCGUCCUUCUUGGGGCAGCAGCCCCCGGCCUCCGCGACGGAGAGCGCGGCGGGGCCCGGGCGCCGCGUGAGCGUGGGGGGCCUGUCGAGGCCUCCCGGCGUCUACGUGGGCUCCGUGCCCACCGGAGGAGUGAGCAGCUUGGGCACCCGCGUGUCCCGCCGAGCCCUGGGCAUCAGCAGCGUCUUCCUCCAGGGCUUGCGCAGCUCCUGCUCCGCCGUGCCCCUGGCCGCGGGGCUGGAGAAGGGCAGGGCGCUCUCCUACGAGAGCCUGAACGGCUGCCUGGUGGAGUACAUCGAGAAGGUGCGAGCCCUCGAGCAGGUCAACCAGGAGCUGGAGGAGCACAUCCGAGUCUACCUGGACAAGAAAUCCUCCAGCGUGGGCAGUUGGGGAGCGCUGCGGGAGAGCUGGGAGGCCAUCUACCACCAGGUGGGUGAAGCAGUCCUGGAAAACGCCCGUCUCAUGCUGCACACCGAGAACAUUCAAGCCUGUGCUGAAGACUUUAAGGACAGGUAUGAAAAUGAGCAGCCAUUCAGAAAGGCAGUGGAAGAUGAAAUUAAUUCCCUUUAUAAAGUGAUUGAUGAUGCUAAUUUAACUAAAAUGGAUCUGGAGAGUCAGAUAGAAAGCAUGAAAGAAGAGCUGACUUUGCUGUCAAAGAAUCACGAAGAAGAUGUGAAGGUAUUGUACAAACAGCUUGCUGGAUCUCAGCUGGAAGAGCUUGAUAUUCCCCUGGGAAGUGGCCUGGACAACAUACUGGAAAAAAUCAGAAUCCACUGGGAGAGAGACAUCGAAAAGAAUCGUGCUGAGACGGGUGCCCUGCUCCGUACCAAGCAACAGGCUGAAGCGACAGCUGCAGUGAGAAGCCAGGAGGAAGAACUGGUGGAGGGCCUCAGAACCGAGUUCCACGAAACUGCCUGCAAAAUACAGAGCUUGCAGGCCGAAACUGAAUCCUUGAGAACCUUGAAGAGGGGUCUGGAGAACUCCUUGUACGAUGCCAAGCACUGGCAUGACAUCGAACUGCAGAACCUGGGCUCUGUCAUUUCCAAGCUGGAGGCAGAGAUGGCAGAAAUCAAAGCAGAAACUGAGCAGCAGCAGCGGGAUCGUGAAAAUCUGCUGACCAACAAGCAACAGCUGGAGAAAGACAUUGCUGCGUAUCACUGCCUUCUGGAUGGAGAGCAAAGCAGCUGAUUAUGAAAUUCCCAGCCCACGGAAGACCAUUGCUAUUCAAAGCAAAAGAAGAUGUCACUGCUAAGUAUGUUCGUGGAAGCUAAAAACCCAUCAAAGCAGCCUGCUCUACUCAGUUUGAUUCAACAGUCGAAGUAGGUUGUAGCUUGAACAACUUUAUUAGACCCUCUUCAUGUAAUUGCUUUGCUUAAAGAUUUCAAUUUACUCAUGUUGUUAAAAUUAUAAUAAAAAUAAAGAAUAUCAGCUUUUUUGUUUGUCUUUUUUGUUUCUUUCGGUAUUUUUCAUGACAGCUGAGGGGAGCUACAAUAGCACAGGACCUCCACUUUCCAGCAAGUAAACUUCUUUUUUUUUUGGUUUAAAUACAUUAAGAAUGAACUACUCCUCCACUGUGCAAACAGCACAAAUGGCAAGUGCUCUGCUGUGUCACAAGAGCAGCAGCUCAUUAGUGCAAAACGUAAUUCAAAUAAGGCUA